ACAGCAAACGCUCCAGCAUACACCUCGACGGGCUCGGCUCUUCACUUCACCGACAGGAUUCGCCGCCGCGCCGCGCCGCCCAGUAGCUCCCACCCAGGCUCGCCGCCGCAUCGUCCGUCGUCCGCCCUGCGGCUGCGGGAGUACAGACCUCGCCAAAACAUCCGUCCGGGGUCCCGGCUGCCGGCCAGAUCGAUCGCCUCCCCUCUCCUCCGAAAUCGCUCCCCACCAAAACAUCUCUCGUCGCCGCCACGCUCCCCCCCCAGGCAGGAUGCGCUGCCUCCGCCGCGCGGGCGCGGCCGCCCACUUGCUCCGCUCCGCGAGGAGCGGCCCCUCCAAGCAUGCUCGCAUGGCCCUCGGACAGAUGCCUCCGCCGCCUGCCGCUUUCCCGUGUCGCGCGCGCGCCGACCACCUGCUCGGAGGAAUGCGCGGCCAGUGGCUCUGCACGGCGACGGGGCCCACCGGCGCCCCCGACCUCGCCGUGGACCAGCACUUCACCGUGGUGCCUGGCCUGGGCAACGAUGUCUCCGACGCGGCGGGGCUCACCGGCGCCCAUGAUCUUGCAGUGGACCAGGACUUCACUGUGGUGCCCGGCCCGGGCCUCGACGUCUCCUCGGAGGCGGAGAGGGUCUGCCGCGUGCUGUCCACCGUGCCGGAGCCGAGGGUGGCGUCGGCCCUCGACGCGCUUGGGGCCUCGGUGUCGCCUCAGCUCGUGGCGGAGGUGCUCAAGAACCUGAGCAACGCUGGCAUCCUCGCCCUCGCCUUCUUCCGGUGGGCGGAGAGGCAGCAAGGCUUCGUGUACACGGCCGAGAGCUUCCACAACCUCAUCGAAGCGCUCGGCAAGAUCAAGCAGUUCAGGCUGGUCUGGAGCCUGGUGGAGGCCAUGCGGUGCCGCGGCUUGCUUUCCAAGGACACGUUCAGGCUCAUCGUCAGGAGGUACGCCAGGGCAAGGAAGGUCAAGGAAGCCGUCGAGACGUUCGAGAAGAUGGCCGGCUUCGGGCUCAAAGCAGACCUAUCAGAUUACAACUGGUUGAUCGAUGUGCUGAGCAAAUCCAAGCAAGUCAAGAAGGCGCAAGCCAUCUUCAAGGAGAUGAAGAGGAACGGAAAGUUUGUUCCCGAUUUGAAGACCUACACCGCCCUCAUGGAAGGCUGGGGCCAUGAGAAGGACUUGCUGAUGCUUAAGUCGGUGUACCAGGAAAUGCUUGAUGCAGGCCUGAAGCCUGAUGUCGUGGCAUACGGGAUGCUCAUUAGUUCCUUUUGCAAGUCUGGCAAAUGUGAUGAGGCCAUCAAGGUGUUCUGUGAGAUGGAAGCCAAUGGUUGCAUGCCAAGCCCUCAUGUGUAUUGCAUGCUUAUCAAUGGGCUUGGCUCAGAGGAGAGGCUGGAUGAGGCUUUGAAGUAUUUUGAGCUUUCUAAGGCCAGUGGUUUUCCCAUGGAGGUACCUACAUGUAAUGCAGUUGUUGGGGCUUACUGCAGAGCCUCAAAAUUCCAGCAUGCCUUCAAGAUGGUUGAUGAGAUGAGAAAGAGUGGAAUCGGUCCAAAUUCCCGGACUUAUGAUAUUAUUCUUCACCAUCUUAUAAAGUCUCAGAAGAUAGAAGAGGCUUAUAAUGUGUUCCAGGGAAUGGGCAAGGAUGGCUGUGAACCUCAGCUCAACACAUAUACAAUGAUGGUUAGUAUGUUCUGCAGUAAUGAAAGGGUUGAUGUGGCCUUGAAGGUGUGGAACCAAAUGAAGGAGAAGGGUGUUCUGCCAUGUAUGCACAUGUUUUCUGCAUUGAUCAACGGGUUAUGCUUUGAGAACAGGCUGGAAGAAGCUUGUGUGUAUUUCCAGGAGAUGUUGGACAAAGGGAUCAGGCCACCUGGUCAGCUUUUCAGUAAUUUGAAGGAAGCUCUUAUUGAGGGAGGAAGAGUUAGUCUGGCACAGGAGAUGGAUUUGAAGUUGGAUGGAUUACGGAAAACACCCAUGCGUCGUUGAGGAAUCAUGCAAAUGAUCUAUUGCAGCAGCAUAUGGCUUUUGGCUAUUAGAAAACAAUGUAGCUCGGUCAAAAUUGUAGUAACAGAGGAAACUUCAGAAUUGCUGAUCUUCAACAUUAACAUUUCCAUUCAAUUUUAUAGUAUUUUAUGAAGGCCAAUUUAGAUUCAGUAGCAUCAAUAUAGGAUGAGAGACUUACCUGGUUCGAACAAGCUCAGCUAAGAUGGUGUGAUGAGAAUAUGAGAUAACCGAAUUCUUUACAAAAUGCAUGCUGAAAAAUUGUGCAACGCUUAUUAUUCUUUUCAUUAGCAACUACAACCAUAGAUAGACGAACCAUGGUUUGGACCAGAUCAAUGACAGGUUGAGAUUGCUCGUAGAUUUUUGCAUUGACAAUACACAAAAAAGACAAGAAGCUGGGAUAUACAGCAAAGCAGGAGCACAUUCUUCAAAGUGGUAACUAAGUAAAAACUGUAUCUGGUUGGAUUUCUGUUUUUGUUCAUCAAGAAUAUGGUCCGAUGGAAGAUAAUUUAUUAUGAGUUGCUGACGUUUUCAUUUCAGCUUCAUCUACACUUUACUUUUAUUUGGUCGUAAUUUAAUGUGCAGGAUAACUUCAUUUAUGUUAUAUUUGGGUAAUGGAUCCCUUCAGCUAUACAAAUUCCUCGAGCAAAGUUCAUGUAGCCCAUUAUCUCAUAAGCAUCCAUGUGUAUUAUUUUAUCAGUCAGGUUGCAAACUUUUCGUCAAUUGCCUUCUCUUCUAUUCUUCCCUGUUUUUUCCGCCAUCAUUAGAAUCACACUCUACUCAACCAACAUUAUCCUGCCACUG
This is a messenger RNA of Triticum aestivum (bread wheat), 2785 nucleotides long. Its product is annotated as pentatricopeptide repeat-containing protein At1g71060, mitochondrial-like. Gene Ontology annotation, molecular function: protein binding. Lineage: Eukaryota; Viridiplantae; Streptophyta; Magnoliopsida; Poales; Poaceae. The record is from RefSeq and is a predicted model, not a curated record. The coding region runs from base 269 to 1966 and encodes 565 amino acids. The transcript has a single exon.